AUGCCAGGAGUAGGCUUAAUAUGUUAUGCUGACGAUACCCUUGUGACGGCCAAGGGAUGUAAUUAUCAAGAGGCGAGUUUGUUAGCUGCUGCUGGAGUAGAACAAGUAGUGACUCGUAUAAGGCGACUUGAUCUUCGAGUGGCUUUACAAAAAUCAGAAGUCAUUUGUUUUGCUAGGAGGUCUCCACCUAGAGGCGCUGAAAUAAUUGUAGAUGGCGUUCAUAUGGCAGUAAAGUCGACUUUGAAAUACCUCGGGUUGGUUCUCGAUGCCCGUUGGACUUUCAAAGCUCAUUUUGCAGCCCUGGCACCCAAGCUUGAGUCAACUGCAAUGGCUUUGGGUCGUAUAAUGCCAAAUAUCGGUGGGCCAGGCGAGGGCUGUAGGCUUCUUUAUGCUGGUGUAGUACGUGCGAAAGCUCUUUAUGGUUGUCCGAUAUGGGCGGAUAAGUUGACAUUUUACAACAAAGGUAUACUGAGGCGGUCACAGCGUAAAGUUGCCAUUAGAAUUGCGAGGGCAUACCGUACAGUAUCCUGUGAUGCAGCAUGUGUCAUAGCCGCCACUCCACCUUGGCACUUGGUAGCUCUGGCUUUGGGAGACAUUUUUUGGAGAAGAGCUGAAGCCAGGAGUGGUGGUUUUGACCCACCUCUGGAGGUAGUCAAGGUGUGGAAGGAGGAGUAUCGCCGCUUAAUUUUGCAAGAAUGGAGGGAAGAGUUAAGUGAAUGUCGGUUUGGUUUACAUACCGUUGAUCUUAUUCGUCCCUUUUUGAAACACUGGGUGGACCGACGGUGGGGAUCGCUUUCCUAUCGGCUCGUGCAGGUUCUCUCUGGACAUGGAUGCUUUGGAAGUUAUCUGCAUCGAAUCGUUGGAAGAGAGGCGACACCCGCUUGUCAUCAUUGUGACUGUUUAGAUGAUACGGUGAGGCAUACAGUGGAGGAGUGUCCGGCUUGGGACUACUUUCGCUCGGUGCUUGCUGAUAGCAUUGAUGGCAAUCUGUCGCUUCCACUAAUUAUUCAAAGAAUGGUAGAAGCUGACAAUGACGGUCCUUGGAAUGCCUUCAAGGCUUUUUGUGAGGCCGUCAUGAGUCAGAAAGAGAAUGCGGAGCGUCAGCGUGAAAAUGAUUCAGAUGCUCCGCCAGUAAGGAAACGACGACCGGGGCAGCGACGCCGUGUUUUCGCACGUCUGCCCUAA
Pieris brassicae (large cabbage white) is the source of this 1185-nucleotide messenger RNA. RefSeq lists its product as uncharacterized. The coding region runs from base 1 to 1185 and encodes 394 amino acids. The transcript has a single exon. Lineage: Eukaryota; Metazoa; Arthropoda; Insecta; Lepidoptera; Pieridae. The record is from RefSeq and is a predicted model, not a curated record.